Molecule: messenger RNA, 876 nt
Organism: Zophobas morio
Lineage: Eukaryota; Metazoa; Arthropoda; Insecta; Coleoptera; Tenebrionidae
Product: serine protease snake-like
Exons: 4
Coding region: 1-876 (291 amino acids)
Biological process (GO): proteolysis
Molecular function (GO): serine-type endopeptidase activity
Source: RefSeq, a predicted model, not a curated record
AUGUUAAAACUGCUACUUAUUGUCGGCGUAAUUUUGGCAGAUAAUGUGUACAGUCAACGAGUAACUGAAUGCAGAGAAUAUUCUUCAUAUGUUCAGGAAAAUAAUGACUGUGGUCAUAAGAUAGUAAAACGCAUUGCCGGAGGAGAACGUGCUGCAAGAAUAGAAUUCCCACACAUGGUAAGAAUAGGUUAUGCUUCAAAAAUCGUAAACACAAGGUGGUUAUGUGGGGGAUCGCUCAUUAGCGAACAGUAUGUUUUGACAGCAGCACACUGUUUAUCCGUCCUGAAUAACGAUGCAGAAGUUGUGGCUUUAGGAGUGACAAAUCUUAACGACACUAACCACAAGCAAGAAAUUAAAAUCGCUGAGAAAAUAAUUCACCCUGAAUACCAAAAGCGUUUUCAAUAUCACGACAUCGCGCUUAUAAAAUUGGAGAGGCCUGUAGAAUUAGAUUCUCACAUUCGCCCCGCUUGUCUGUAUUCAAACUCCCAGAUCAAGGUGGAAAAAGCUAUUGCGACAGGAUGGGGCAAAACAGACAUUUUUGCAGAUGGAUUAAGCGACGGUUUGCUCAAAGUCACACUAGACAUUAUCGAUAACAAUUUAUGUAAUAAAUCAUUUCGGCGCCUAAAAAUACCAAAUGGUAUUAGAAAUGAUACACAAAUUUGUACGGGAAGGGACACAAGGGGCAGGGAUAUCUGUGUGGGUGAUACUGGUGGUCCAUUGCAGAUAUAUCAUUCAGAGGACGAUAUUUUGUGCAUGUAUGAUGUCAUAGGGGUGGCGUCGUUUUUAAACGGAUGUUUUGGUGAGGCAUCAGUGUAUACACGAGUGUCGUAUUACCUUAAGUGGAUUGAGGAUAUCGUUUGGCCGGAGAGCUCUUAA